Manis pentadactyla (Chinese pangolin) is the source of this 5888-nucleotide messenger RNA. It is a transcript of the gene ALS2CL, whose product is annotated as ALS2 C-terminal like. The transcript is spliced from 25 exons. Lineage: Eukaryota; Metazoa; Chordata; Mammalia; Pholidota; Manidae. The record is from RefSeq and is a predicted model, not a curated record. The coding region runs from base 3015 to 5675 and encodes 886 amino acids.
UGGAGGGGUGGUGAGUCUCCCAGCCUUUCUGAACCACCUAGCUCAGGUAAGCCUGGUGGGACUGGGGAGCCAGAGGCCUGGGUCUGAGCCCUGUACAUCUCUACAGGUAGUGUCUCUGUGUCCUCCAUUUCUUCCUGGGCCUCAGUUUUUCCAUAUGUACAUCAUGUACAGUCUACCACUAAGAAACCUUAGAAUUGGAUGGAGGGAGAGGGUAAGGAAGCCAUGCAUGCCCUUGACCAGAAAGGGUGGGUUGGGGGUGGUACUAGAAUUUGAGAGGGGUGUAUUCUUACUGGGUGCCUCCUGUUAGGAUUCAGCAUUCCACCCCCCCCCCAACUCCCAUGCAUGCUCAUGUCUGGCCUGGCCCUGCCCUCACACACUCUUCGUCACUUCCAGGAUGAAGCCCAGAUUCCCUAGCCUGGGAGCAGAGGCCACCAGAGCAGACUCCCAGCCUCAACUGCAGCCCUUUCUCCCACUCACCUCACCAGACAUCUUAACUUCUAGCCUUCCUGCCAGGCAGUGUGACUCAGUUUCCUAGGGCUAGAGAUCCCUUUGGGGCCACAGACCUGGAAGGGUCCUAGAGUAGUGUCUGCCAAUCUGGGACUGUAUGUUGCAUCCUGAGGGGCCCCAGACUGCUUUGAGAGGUAAGAGAGGCUGAAGGCCAGGUCCCCAUACCCAGAGCAGCUCCCCUCCACCUGGUUAUCCUUUUCAGGGAGUACCAAAAUAGUUUGAAAAGCUCUGAUCUAGUUGGAUCCCCCAAUUCAUGGAGGAGAUGACUGAGGCCCAGAGAGGAGCAGGCCUCUGCACAAGCUGGGGCAUGGCCACAGCCGAAUAGCUGCAUGGAUGCUCAGAAGGGGGUCCUGUGGGAGCAGAUGAGAUGUGGGUUGUCGGUCUCGGGUGGGGAGCAGCUGCCAGGCCCAUGUUAGAGGGGGAAGUAGCAUGAGGUGGAGAGGGCAGAGAGUCCUGGGUGUGGCAUGGUUUGGGGUGGGCACCCUAGUGGGUGUGAGUGUGGGGGAUCUGGUGUUCAAGGCCUCCCAGCUGCAAGUUAUUUACUGCAGGUCUCCAGCUUGCCCUGAUCUGGUUCCUGGUCUGUACCUCCCAUCCUGACAGUACCUCCCAACCUUAAGCCAGUGUCAUCAUCAAUCAGCUCUGGCCCCAGCUGACUGACUGCCAGCUGAGGGUAGGAAGGUCACCCCACAAAGGACUUUCAUUCCAUCAGUUUUUGGAGAUAAGAAUGAGGGACAGGUGGGCCCAGUCCCACGUGCUGCACCCCUGACCCCCUGGCUGGGCUCUUCUGGUCUGCCUGAGCUGGCUGGGAGCAGCCUGCCCCCACCCAAGGCUGCUGCAGGGGCCAGCAGAGCAGCUGGUGGCUUCCUUUCCUACCCCUCACUCCCAAGGCCUUGCCCUCCUGGUGCAACAGUAGCAGGAAGGGUGGGGCAGGAAUGCCUGGGCUGGGGCACUGAGCCAGAGUUCUGAGGCACCCACCCCAGACAGCCCCAGAGCCAGUUCCCUGGGAAUUGUUGACUCUGUCAGGGGCUUGGAAUACCCUUUGGUGUCCUGGGGGCUGGGUGGGGAGGAAUGAGCCCUUUCCUGUUUGCCCUUUUGGGUCUGCCUGUGUCACCUGCCCAUCACUGGCUGCCUCAUUUAUAUUACCGCCCUACCUGGGUCAGCUAAUGCCAGAGUCUCAAGAGUUUCAGAGCCAAGGAGAGGCAGAGCCUGUGGGUCUUGGACUCAAAGACCCUCUAACUCUCAACCCUGAGACAUCUGGUCAGAUUAUCUGGGUAGAUGAUCUUUGCCAGGUGAGGGCAUGCGCCCCAGGUCUGGUGGGGGAGGCCUGUGUCUGACUGGAGGCUACAGCUUGACUGUGGGGGUGGGGUUGAGCCCAGGCCCCUUGCUGCUCCUUCCUCCAGUCAGGAGGCCCAAUUGCCAGGUGAUCCCUGCUUGCUUGAAGGGUCCCUUGUUCCAGGGCAGGAAGUCCAAAGGUGUAAGCCCACCUGCCCACUCCCACAGCCCCCACCUCUUAAGUAGGAUCCAUCCAGCAAGGUCAGUCGGGUUGGGGUGGGGCAUGGUGGUUCUGGCUCUUGUACAUUGACCUCACCCUCUCACUGCUUGGCAUCUCCUGUACCUGUCACCAAGUCCAUCUCCCCAGGUCUGACUUUGGAUCCCACCAUGCCUUUGCUGUAAGGUCCUCCAUGGCAACUCUGUCAGCCACUUAGGCUGCUCUUAGGCCACCUGCAAAGCCUGGGCCUGUAUGCUGGGGUGUCUUUUGUUCUCAUGAUUCCCCACCUGCAUGCCUGUCCUCCUCUCUGCCUCUUUAUUUCUUGUGCAUUGCUUAUGGCUCCAGCAGGAAACCCCUGCUGUUCUCCCAAACCUUUCCUUGUUUACACAGGUAGGGUAAGCAGGAAGGGUGGGGCAGGAAUGCCUAUGAGAAAAAGGCUCUUGGCUCCUCUGACAGUGUGUCCUUGUUUCCAGAGGCUCAGUGGAGAGGGGGUAGGUCAGAGUGCCGCUAGAUUCUAGCCUGAGCCCUUCAGAGCCAUGGCAGGUGUUUGAGAGCAUGGGGAUAAGCAGGCCAGAAGUGGGCUGGAGGCGCAUCUGCCUUUUGGGUAAAAAGGACGCCUCCCUUGGCAGUUCUGUUCUGAGUCUUCUCUCCCACUUCUUUAAGCUCCCCUCCGCUGGGCCCAGGUGCAGAGCUGGCCAGGGGUCAGUAGCCAGUCCAAGAACUCCUCUCUGAGGCUCCCUGGGCUCCCUGCUCAGUUCUGACGGGGGCUAGACGUGGGCCUUCCUUCUGGGCACACAGCCCGGGUCUGUGGGCACUCGCCCCGCUCCCAGUGGUGCUGUCUCACCCUGAUCUGUGCCCCAUUCACAGGCCCUGAGUGUAGUGCCCUGGCCAUGUGCAGCCCUGAGGAGGCGACCCUCCUGCGGCUAGAGGAGGUCUUUUUGGCCACCCUUGCCCGCAUCAGCAGCCUUGUGCUCCAGCCCCUGCUCAAGGCCGGUACAUCGAGUCCUACACGAACUGCAUGGUGGUGCAGGCCUUUCAGAAAGCAGCAAAGAGGAGGAGGGUGAUUCAGGCACUAUUACUUACCCGCGAGUACUGGAGGGACCAGCAGAAGGCACUGCGGCAACUCCUGUCGGGCGUGGGCUCAGAGGGCCCGGUGGGCACAGCGCUGGUCCAGUCCCUCUGCCAGCCACUCUCCCAUCAUGUGCAACAAUAUGUGCUCCUCCUCCUGAGCCUCAGGGACACCAUUGGGAAGCAUCAUCCCACCUGGGAGCUGGUGGUGCAUGCAGCCACCCUAUUUGAGAACCUACAGUCCUUCAUGAGGCAGGCGCUGGACCAGGCCUUGGCCACGCAGGCCCUCUGGCACACCCUGAGCAGCCGGCAAAGAGAUGUGCUCUGCACCCCUGCUCGCCGACUCUUGCAAGACAGUCAGGACAUACCCGUGACAGUCACUCCACUGCGGGCAGAGCGUGUGCUGCUCUUUGAUGAUGCCCUGGUCCUGCUGCAGGGCCACAAUAUCUCCACCUUUGAUCUGAAGCUGAUGUGGGUAGAUCCUGCACAGGACAGGUGCACGUUUCACCUCCUCACGCCCGAGGAAGAGUUCUCCCUUUGCACCAAUGACCCCCAAGGUCAGGUGGUCUGGCAGUGGAAGAUGACCCAGGCUGUGUGCCAGGCCCUGCGUGGGAAGAAGGGCUUCCCAGUGCUGGGGGCGGGCCUGGAGCCCUCCGAACCCCCCACCUGCCGCUGUGUAGCAUACACCUUCUGUGCUGAGGGUCGGCUCUGCCAGGCCACCUAUGAGGGCGAGUGGUGCUGGGGAAGGCCCCAUGGCAGAGGAACCCUGAAGUGGCCAGAUGGGCGGCAUCAUGUGGGAGAGUUCUGCCAGGGCCUGGAGCAUGGCUUUGGCAUCCACCUGGUGCCACAGGCCUCUGAGGACAAGUUUGACUGUUACAAAUGCCACUGGUGGAAAGGUAGCAUGUGUGGCUAUGGCAUCUGUGAGUACAGCACCGAUGAGGUGUACAAAGGCUACUUCUGGGAGGGCCUGCGGCAUGGAUUUGGGGUCCUUGAGAGCGCCCCACAGGCCCCUCAGCUCUGCAAGUACACAGGUCACUGGGAAAGGGGUCAGAGGAGCGGCUAUGGCAUCGAGGAGGACGGGGACAGGGGUGAACGCUAUAUUGGCAUGUGGCAGGCUGACCAGCGCCAUGGCACAGGGGUCCUUGUCACCCAGGCGGGCAUCUGCUAUCAGGGCACCUUCCAGGCAGACAAGAUAGUGGGCCCUGGGAUCCUCCUCUCUGAAGACGACUCCUUGUACGAAGGCACCUUUACCAGACACCUGACCCUUGUCGGGAAGGGCAAGGUCACCUUCCCCAAUGGCUUCACCCUGGAGGGCUCUUUUGGCAGUGGGGCAGGCAGAGGACUGCAUACACAGGGCGUGCUGGACACAGCUGCCCUCCCACCAGACCCAAGCAGCACCCGCAGGAGGCAGCUGGGUCUGGGUGCCUUUCCCAUGGAGAGCCGCUGGCAGGGCGUCUACGGCCCCUUCCAGGACUUUGUGCGUGCUGGCUGCCCGGGGGACCUUCAGGAGGCCCUGCUGGGCUUCCAUGUGCAGAACUCAAGGGAGCUGCGCAAGUCCCAGGAGUACCUGUGCUGUGAGAGGACUCAGCCUGAGGAUGGUGUGGGCAAAAUAGAAGAUAUCCUAGACGACCUGCUACUGAACCGGGAACCCAAAGCCCUGCAGCAGUGCCUCAGGAAGGCUCUGAGCAAUGCGCUGCACCCCCUUGGAAAGCUGCUCCGGAUGCUGAUGCUCACCUUCCAGGCCACGUAUGCAGGCAUUGGGGCCAACAAGCACCUGCAGGGGCUAGCCCAGGAGGAGGUGAAGCAGCAUGCCCAGGAACUCUGGGCUGCCUACAGGGGUCUGCUGCAAGUUGCCUUACAGCGCAAGGGCCAGGCCCCAGAGAAAGGUGAAGAUGUGGAGACGAGGGACCUGCAGGUGCAUGCAUUGGUGCUGCCCCUCGUGCUGCCCAGCUUCUACUCAGAGCUCUUCACUCUCUACCUACUUCUUCAUGAGAGGGAGGACAGUCUCUACAGCCAGGGCAUCAUCAACCUCAGCCUCUUCCCUGACACCAAGCUACUUGAGUUCCUCGAUGUGCAGAAGCACCUGUGGCCACUCAAAGACAUCAAACUGUCGACCAAUCAGGGCUGUGCUGAAUCAGUGAUGGAGAAGAGAGAUACUCCCUGGUCAGGGAUAAGUGCUUCCUGUCAGCCACUGAAUGUCUGCAGAAGAUCAUCACCACAGUGGACCCCCAGGAGAAGCUGGAGGUGCUGGAGAGGACAUACGGGGAAAUUGAGACCACUGUGUCACGGGUGCUGGGCCAGGAGCACAAGCUGCCCAUGGAUGACCUGCUGCCACUGCUCAUCUACGUGGUGUCACGUGCCCAUCCUGUUACGAGCACAUCCAGAAGGAAGACAUGAGGCUGCACCUCUUGCCCAUCCGCUGGGAUUCCAGGGAACACUCGUAGCUCAGCCUUUCUUGGACAAACUGCAGAACGGAGAGGGCGGCCCUGGACUUCGUCGGAGCGAGCAUGGCCCGUGGGCCAGAGAGCAGGAUGGGCCCCCGGAGGCAGCUGUUGGAGGAAAUGGGUGUACAGUCUCAGGCAGACGCUGCUGCUGCUUGGGGUGGGGGUGAGGGUGAGGGUGACAGGCAUACCCCUCCCCCGUCACCAGGUGUUCCCAGAUGACCUUGACUUGCAGCAGCUCACAGGCUGGGGGCAAGGAGCCCUGGCUUUUCCUUGCCUGAACCUUGCUCCCAAGUUACCAAGGCUCUUUGGGCCUCAGUAUUGCAAUCUAUAAAAUAGUGGACAGGAUGGUCUGUCAAGGAUCAUCCCCUCCUCCCCCUCAA